CGGCAGCUUGCAUGACGGGGCCGGGCAAGCAGAUCUGCCUUACUAGCAGCACCCCAAACCCGGCCAGGAUGUACCGAUGUACUCACCCAUGCGGCGUGCACGGCUUUGCCCCACUGGCAUUGGUUGGCGGCCAGCUUGCUGUCCAACGUGAGGUGCUGUUCCUCCCGUCCAACCAUCAGGUGGCGUUCAACCACCCUUCCCUCGUUCCCUCCCUCCCUCCCACUCCCCUCCGCACCAUGCUCGCCGCCAUAAGAGCCUCUGGCCCUGCUCUUCCUUGCUCCCGACAUGGCGCCUCCCACCGACCAGGCCGCGCCCCUCAAGACCGACGAUGAGUCUCCCAACGCGGGCCAGACGCCCUCGAACCGCAAGCGUCAUCUCCGAGCAGCACAGGCUUGCGACCUGUGUCGGGAAAAGAAAAGAGCAUGCGACGAAGGGCGGCCAUGCGCCAACUGCGACAAGGACAACCUGGUAUGUCGCUACUCCGCCAGCAAGUCCACUCGCCACAUGUCCGACAUCGAUGCCGCCUUCCACCAUCUCGACGAGCACACCAACAAACUGCACAUGCACAUGCAGCUGCUCGACAACUACCUCCCCCGCUUGGACGAGCUGGCCACGCGGCUGGAUGCCGUCGAGAGGAACAAGCUGCAGGCAAACAACCCCGACUUCUCCCCGCGAGAUCCAUACCAUGCCUCGGGCGUGCACACGCUCGUCAAGCUGUGGCCCUCCAUCGACUCCCUCCUCUACUCCGCCCACUUCCCCGUCGAUCCCGGCUACGUGCUCGCCUCCGAGGCCAAGGAUGUCCACAUCAGCCCCCGCCCCUACGCGCCCCAUACCAUCCUCCCCCGCGACCCCGUCACCAGCCACGCCUAUGCCUUGAACGACUUGCCCGCCGCCGAUGCCAUGCUGGACCGCAAAGCUCGCAUCCCCUCCCCGGACGGCAACAACUCCCUCCGCUUGCUAUUCCGCAGCUAUGUCGACAACAUGCACUCCCUCCAUCCCUUUGUCGAUCUUGAUGACGCCCUUCACUCUUUUGAGCACCUGUUUGGCGACAACUUCCAUCCGCCGCUCAGCUACCCGGACGACAUGAGUGAGCCCACCCACCGGCCCAUCAAGAGACCGCGAGUCGACCAUAUGAGCUUUGGGCAUGGCGGAAGCAUUGCGCCUCCAUCUCGCGCACACAAACCUUCCCCACUGGAAACCGCCCGCCUCUACCUCAUCCUCGCUCUCGGAGACAUUUGCGCACACAAGAGAGGCUUGGUCUUCAGCCCGAGGAGCAAGGUCCAAUCACUUGCAGAACGUACGGGCCGUAGCGGCUCAUUUCAAUCCGACGCCACACUUGUGGACGACGGGCUCGUCUCUCCACUAUCCGCAAACCCGCCCACACCCCAGGGCUUUGCCGAUGGCGGUCCAGCAGACGUUCCUGGCGCAAACUUCUAUGACCAAGCGACACGGAUCGCGGGACCUUUCCAGGGUGGUAAUGAUCUCAUCCAUGCUCAAAUCGCCCUCCUCGCCGGCCUCUACAAGGCUCAAGUUGGACAAGUACGCGAGAGCUUCAACUGGAUCAGCUCGGCCGGCCGAUCGGUGCUGCACUUGCUCCGCCGUUUUCAUCUCCUUGCGAAUAGCUCCGACAUGCACGACGAUUCCCCCGAAACACGAGGUCGAGCGCCCUACCAAAGUCUGCAGAAACGUGUGAAAAGCGCGGAGCAUGACCUGGUGGUGCUGGCUGCGUGGAGCUGCAUUCAGUUGGAGGGCGAUAUCCUCGCCGAGCUGCCUUACCCCGAAAGUGGCAUAUUGGCUUGCGAGGAUCUCCUGCCCUGGCCAACUCGCAUCCCCGGCGGCUCGCAAUUCUACAAAACGGGCGCGUUGAGCAGUCAUGAUGUGUUGAUGUACUUCUCCUCCCAGCUCUGGCUUCGGAAACGUUUGAACCUGAUCCAGAAUCAACUCCACGGUGGAGCUGGCAAACUCUUGUCGACCUUUGCCCUUCGACAAGUACUAUGCGAGCACCACGUCUCCCUCACGUCGUGGCGUAGCGGUCUACCCAUCCAUCACGGAUGGCUGGACACUGAGCCCCCGCCGGCCGACAUUCACACCGCCCGGCUUCGCGCCAAGUACUGGAGCGCGUGCUUUCUCGCGGACCGACCAUACCUGGACUGCGUGUUGCAUGAAAUGGCGUUCGACGCGUACGGGCACAGUCGCACGGACACAGGCAGUCGGCUCUUCGAUGCCAUCUCCACGCUGCCCGAGGCGCAGAAAAUGCAGGGUGCGCAGCGGUGCAUUCAGGCCGCUUUCCAGAGUGCGCGAGCCUUCGAUGGUAUCAACCAGGCCCUUAUCGACCCCAACAUGCACGGCACUGCACAUGCGCUCUUCGGCAACGUCCUCGUCCUCGCCGCAGCGUAUACAAAUACGACUGUCACCGUCAACCCGCCGAGGAUGGGAAUCCAGCAGUCCGAACUCCUUGGCCUGAUCCGCCGCACCCUCGGCUUCCUUGAACGCCAAUCAUUCCUCUCCGAGACGUGCAAGAUUGAUCGGCAAAUCCUGCAAAAAGUGCUGGUCGCGGUGGCGAACGAUCCGUGACGACGCUUGUCCAUGUUCAGUGGAGGAGGGAGCAGGCGGCAUCAACCUUUCACUGUAUUCAGUUGUUCCAUUUCGAGGGGCAUUCAUGUAUAAGCGAGGACAGAGCGACAUCAUGAUGGACAAACGACAUUUAAUAACAAAAGCGACCAUGACCCGAUGGCAUUGGGCGGGCGUCGAGGGUUGUCUGCAUCAUUACGGCGAGAUGACGAGGACAUCAAUAGUGCAUCCAUCAUACGCGCGGAGA
Molecule: messenger RNA, 2818 nt
Organism: Neohortaea acidophila
Lineage: Eukaryota; Fungi; Ascomycota; Dothideomycetes; Mycosphaerellales; Teratosphaeriaceae
Exons: 3
Coding region: 286-2574 (762 amino acids)
Biological process (GO): regulation of DNA-templated transcription
Molecular function (GO): zinc ion binding; DNA-binding transcription factor activity, RNA polymerase II-specific
Source: RefSeq, a predicted model, not a curated record